Molecule: messenger RNA, 7944 nt
Organism: Hypanus sabinus (Atlantic stingray)
Lineage: Eukaryota; Metazoa; Chordata; Chondrichthyes; Myliobatiformes; Dasyatidae
Gene: fbxl17
Product: F-box and leucine-rich repeat protein 17
Exons: 10
Coding region: 209-1975 (588 amino acids)
Biological process (GO): SCF-dependent proteasomal ubiquitin-dependent protein catabolic process
Cellular component (GO): SCF ubiquitin ligase complex
Molecular function (GO): protein binding
Source: RefSeq, a predicted model, not a curated record
ACUGCCGUGCUCAGUAGAAGAAGUAGGCCCUGCAGUAUAGGAAGCUCCCAAGCAGUUUAUGUUCGCUGUUUCUUUCAAACUGGCAAUAGCCUUUUUUUUUGUAAAUAUAGAAAUUAUGACACCUCCCUGUACAAGGUUGCAAAUGCAUGAAAGCUAGGGAGGAAUAGUCGCCGAAGUUUCAUAUUGGAGAACGUUCUGAGUCUUCUAUAUGGGCCAUUUUCUUUCAAAAAAUGGUAAACGUAUGAAGAAACGAAGACGGAAAGUCAGGAAAAACUGCUUUCUUCGUGGGCCUUGUAUGCUGUGUUUCAUUGUUCACAAUACUUCUGCUAUUGAUGAGGAUCAGCUUGAAAGUGCAUCCAAACUAGCAGAAAGAUACACUGCAUUGACUACUACAGAAGAGUGUGCUAAAUUUCUUCUCUCUCCAAAAGAACUUAGUAUCUGGGAAGAACAGGGUAAAAGUUUACUUUCCAGUGUUCCAGCAAAACUUAUUGGGCCACCUCUUUUUAGGACAGUCUGUUCAGACUAUUCCGAGAUGCCUGUUUGCAAACGUAAAUGUGCUGGGGUACAAGCUUGUACACCUUGCAAACUACCUCGUUCUGCAGUUGGAAGAAUUCCAGAGACUGGUUUAAAGAAUGACAUAGCACAGUGUCCUGUGUCUGUAUGUACUUUGCCUACAUCCACAGCAGAAUGCGCAAACAUGGGACGUGAUGGGAACAUAGGUGACAGUUCAUCUCUUCUCCAGCAUCCAUUAUCCUCAUUAGGAUCUGAAGACAGUGAAAUAAUUCCUCAAGAAAAUCUUAAAGAUUUAAGAAUGGAAUCUGAACCACCGAAUAUUAAUGAGCUUCCGUCCUCUAUACUACUUAAGGUCUUUGCUCACUUAUCUUUGAAGGAAAGAUGUCUUUCAGCAUCGUUGGUUUGCAAGUACUGGCGUGACCUUGGUCUAGAUUUCCAGUUUUGGAAGCAGCUAGAUCUCAGUGGACGACAGCAGAUCACUGAUGAUGUACUCAAGCGAAUUGCAUCCAAAAACAGGAACCGAAUCCAAAUUAAUAUAUCUGAUUGUCGAAAUAUCUCUGACACUGGAGUGAGUUCCAUAGCUAUGCAGAGCCCAGGUCUGCAGAAAUAUAUAGCAUAUCGAUGCAAGCAACUUAGUGACAUUUCCCUCAUUGCAAUAGCAUGCCAUUGCCCUUUUUUGCAGAAAGUGCAUGUUGGAAACCAGGACAAGCUUACAGAUGAAUCUUUAAAACAGCUGGGAGAGAAAUGUCCUGAAGUCUUGGAUAUUCAUUUUGGUCAAUGUUACAAGAUCACAGAUGAAGGCAUGAUGGCAUUGGCACGUGGCUGUCCCAGAUUGCAGAAAAUCUACAUGCAGGAAAACAAACUGGUGACAGAUAAAUCGGUGAAAACAUUUGCAGAACAUUGUCCUCUGCUGCAGUAUGUGGGUUUUAUGGGCUGCUCUGUCACAUCCCAAGGAGUCAUUCACCUCACUAGGCUGAAGGACCUCAUCAGUCUUGAUCUACGUCACAUAACGGAGUUGAAUAAUGAAACAGUAAUAGAGGUGGUGAAGAGGUGCAAGAAGUUAAGCGCACUGAAUCUAUGCCUGAACUGGAGCAUUAAUGACAGCUGUGUGGAAUUUAUAGCUAAGGAAGGAAAGAGCCUGAAGGAGCUGUACCUGGUAUCCUGUAAGAUCACUGAUUACGCUUUGAUUGCGAUUGGCCAAUAUAGUGCAACCAUAGAAACUGUGGACGUAGGCUGGUGUAAAGAAAUCACAGAUAAAGGAGCAACCCAAAUCUCACAGACCAGCAAGUCCCUCAGGUAUUUGGGGCUUAUGAGGUGUGAUAAGGUGAAUGAAGAUACGGUAGAACGACUAGUUCAAGAAUACCCACAUAUCACCUUUAGCACGGUAAUGCAAGACUGCAAGCGGACACUGGAACGAGCCUAUCAGAUGGGAUGGAUUCCUAAUACAUCAACAGCAUCAUAAUGCUGUUAAAAAUUUUGUGUAAACUUAUUAAGUGGUUACUAUAAGUCUCAAAUUCUUAAAUACAGUAAAGGGUGAUUGCAAGAGACUGUCACUAAUAAUGAACUGUAUUGAACAAAAAUUGAUAACCACAAAAAGACAAUACAUUGCCAUUUUCUGUUCCUGUUUUGACAAUCUUUAGCAUUUGAAGAUUGAAAUUGUGGAUUUUUAGCUAUCCAUGGAAGGAGUUUAUUUUUAAAGAUAAGUAAUAAUUAGGAGCAGGUAUUGCAGGUAUUGCUCCAUUUGUUUUAUUUUAUGAAUUAUUUGAUGCCUAUUGUCUUUUUGUCCUUGAAACAGCUGUAAUCAAAUCUAUUGAAGUAUAUAUGCAGCGAGUUCAAAGUAAUGUCUCUUCUACAACAUCCUUUCUGCUCAUUGCUACAUCUGAGCCCCAAAUGGAUGUAAUGGGAAUUUUCAAAUAUGACAAUAAUCUGCUAAUUUCAUCUGGUUAUGGUCUUGUUUAACAAUUCCUCCCUUAGUUCAUCUUUGUUAAGAUUAUAUCUCAUUUAUUAAGAAGCUUGGUUAAAAUCUGAAUUCCAUUUUAUUAAGCUUCCUUCAUCCUUGAAAUAAUCAAUUACUACUGAUGUAAAAGAACAGCAAUGAUUUCACUCUAGGUAGAAGAACCAAUGGAGUAUUUUCCCCCUAAAUCCAGACUUAACUACAGCAAGCAGCUACAAUAAUGUUUGAUGUAUUUUGUUCUGUUUUUCUGUUCUAUUUCAUCUUUACAGUUGAUCAGACUAGCCUAUGUAGGACAUAAUUUUUAUAACACAAAAAUUUAAAUAAAACUAAUUUUUGUCCAUUGUAAAUAUCAUGCCUGAACACUUCAUUGAUUAAUAUGAGAAAAUGUCCUGAAAAGUAAUAAUUAAAAGUGAAAAAACAACAUAUAUUACUGUGUUAUUUAAGACCUGGCAUUAACUGAAUAUAUCCAGUGGAAAAAGACUACACAUUGUAUUGCAUCAGAAAUUCAAAGAACGAUAAGGUAUAUUUUGUCCAACUUUAACCAAAGAGAUCCAGAAUAUGGAAUAAGUACACAAUUCUGGUUUGCUUUGAUUGAUGAUUAAUUAUCUUAACAGAUUCUGAAUUAUUUUUUUUAAUCAGAUGUUAAAAGGUAGUAUGCAGUGUGUAAAUCUAUGUUUGUUUAAAUGUAAAAUGUUCAAUGGGCACAUAAACAGUUUUACAGGAGAACAUAGGAACCUGAAAAAGAAUGUGCAUAUUAAUGUAUGUGUGUUUUAAAUAUAUGCAAUUGUUAUGAAAUUUAAAUUGAACGUACCAGUUUAGAUGAUCUGCUUCAAAGUUCUUAGUCUGAGCUAAAAGUGAGCAGGAGGUAUCAGGGAGAAAGAAAAAACAGCUUAAGUGAUGCUUGGUAAAUGCAGCCUUUGAGAGUCCAUACAGAAACUGAACAAUUUAAGAUACUGAUAAUAGCCGCAUGGUGUAUCUAAAUGGAAGUCUGUUUGGGUCAUGCCUCAGAUCCUCAGCAUUCAUGCAAAAUACAUUUGUCAAUUUUUGAUUAGAUCGAUUUUCUCAGGUCUUGCAGUGUUGUUAUUUCUGUAAGAUUCAGCUAUUUCCUAGUAUUGUAUCUUUCUAUUUCUUUCUUUACACAUAUCUGAGAGUUUUGGAGUUCACAGUUAAUGUGCAUGAUUUAAUGUGUGGAUUGUACCAACAAGAAGUAUUUUCUAUGGAAGAAGUUUUAACAUUGGCUAAUGUUUUGCCUAGAUUACACAGCAAUCAACUUUACAUAUAUUCAGUCCCAUUGGCAAAGGAUUCUGUUUCAGAGACAAGAAUGUCAGGGAAUCCUUUCUCAUCAGAUACUGUCUGGCAUCCUUCCACUGUGAACUGUUAUACAGUAAAAUAACCUAGCAUUUGCAUUAAACUUUUUUACUUGUAGAGAAUCUCACUAGGAAGGUUGUCCUCGGUGUACUGCUGUUCCUGUUCUUCCUGGUUGAGUGAGAGGCCUCACGCAUCAUCAAAUAAUCAACUCAUUUUGUUGGUAGGAAAAUGGGACUGAUGGCAGUUUGGAGACACCUGGACCUACUAAAAUCUCUCUCUCAAAAAAAUCUUAAAGCACAGAAACAUGCCAUUGGGCUCAACUAUUCCUCCUACAAGCAUAUCUUCACUCUUGUCCAUCCAUCAGAUGUUUUAAACACAUAUUAUCUUUCUUCUCACGCACCAAGCAUCCUUCUAAAAACACCUAACCUACUUAUUUCAUCUAUUUCCUGGCUUAGCUUAUUCUGCAUCCUACAAAUUAUGUGAUCAACAAAUAUCUCCUUGUACCCCUGUAGAUUUAUUGGUAACUAUCUUGUGCUUAUGGCUCCGUUGUGGGGCUUUUUCCCCACUUAGAAACAUUAUUUCCAUCCUACCUGCCCAAUUCACUCAUAAUUUUAAAGAGCUUAAAUUCUAAUUGAAAUAAAAUUAGAAAAAUAAACAGAUCAGGUAGUAUCUGUGGAGAAAAAAGCAGAGAUCUCAUUCAUAAUGAUCUUCCAUCAUCAUCGUUAUGUGCUAUGUCGUAUGACAUGGCUGAUCAUAGUCUUAGACCAUGAUUGUUCUUGGCAAGUUUUUCUACAAAAGUGGUUUGCCAUUGCCUUCUUCUGGGCAGUGUCUUUACAAGACAGAUGACCCCAGUAUUAUCAAUAUGCUUCACAGAUUGUCUGCCUGGCGUCAGUGAUUGCAUAACCAGGACUUGUGAUAUGCACCAGCUGCUCAUAUGACCAUCCACCACCUACUCCCAUUGGCUUCAUGUGACCCUGAUUGGAGGGCCAAGCAGUUGCUCACCUUGCCCAAGGGUGACCUGCAGGCUAGUGGAGGUAGGGACGUAGCUCCACCUCAUCACACAUCAGUACUAGAAAUUGUAAAAAAAAAGUUUCAAGAUGCAGAGGAGCAGUGGAGGGUUAGAGAAGAAAAGACUUAAUGACAUGACGCAAUGACAUUUUCAUUGAAAGAUUCAAUGACACAAGAUGUGGUAAUACUGGUUGCCAGAAGUUAGUGAAGGGUUUUAAAAUCAGGAGUGAUCUACAUAGGGAUCUAGAGGUUUUAGCACAGAGGGUGAAGUAUGUGAGCAGGGAGAGAGAGCAAAGGAAACAUGGAGACAUGAAAUACAAAUCACUGCAGAUGCUGGAAAUCUGAAAUGAAACUUCUUGAAAAAAUAUCCAAGUGAUCAACAGAACAGCUGUAGAGAGAGGAGGGAAGUAAACAUAUUUUAAGUAUAUAGAACUGACCAAGUAUGUAUGAUGCAACUGGAAGUGCAAAUAUCUGAAUUUGUUGAAUUGUAAGGUGAAUCUUGAGGAGUGUAUGGUGUCCAGUUGCAAAAUGAGAUGCUGCUCCAUUGUGCUUUGCUCAAAUAAUGUAGGAGGCAAAAGACAAAGUUUUGGAAGUGGAUUCAAGAAUGUAAAUUAGAGUCAAUUAGAGUGAUUCAUGCAGACAGAGUUGGUGUUCUGCAAGGUGGUCACCCAAUUUAUGCUGGGUUUCCCCAAUCAAGUUAGAUUGGGUGACCACCUUGUAGAAUACACUGUUUUGUCUGCAUGAGUCACUCCAGGCUUUCAACGGACCCUCAUUUCCAUUCUUGAAUCCAUUUCCACUUUCACCACUCUGCCUUUGACCUCCUACAUUGUAUCAGCAAAGCACAAUGGGAGAGCAUCUCAUCUUGUAACUUGGCACCAUACAGUCCUCAGGAUUUGAGGAGAAAUCACAUUGUAACAACUAAAUAUAAUAUCCUAAAUUGAAAGAGGCAAAGACAAUCAAUACUUCACUUGGAAUUAGUGUUGGAUCCCAAAUGGUGGAAGAGGUCCACAAACUGGGGACUCAAGCAUUUGUUCUACGCAUAAUAGAGAUUGAUUUUGCUGAACAUUUCUGUUAAGCGCACAAAGGUGGCCCUGAGCUUCCAGCUACUUGUCAUUUUAAAUCUCCAUUCCACUCCCACUGUGAAUUUUCUAUUUUUGCCCUCAAUCAUUGCUCUAACAAGACCCAAUAUAAGCUCAAAAACAAUAUUUCAUUUUUUGGAUUAGACACAUUACAGCUCUCAGAACUCAUGACUGAAUCAACAAUUUCAAUGAGCAGUAUUUCAGAUGUAUAUCAGAAUUGGCUGUUCUGACAACAGGUCACCAUUGUGUAACCUUUACUCCAUUUUGUCUCUCCAAAGAUGCUGCCAGACCAGCUGAGUACUUCCAGCAUUCUCUUUUAUUUCAAUUUUCCAGCCACUUAAGUUCUGUAUUUUACAUUUCCUUGUUCUCUUUUCUCUCAUUCAUCUCCACACAGAUCAUCUGUGAUCAAUAGGAAAGCACCAGCUUCUUUCAGCACCACAUCCUUUUGUAGAAAUUCCUUUUGUUAGCUCCACCCCACCCUCUUUUUCUUCAAAUUAAAAUGUGUUUGAUUUGUAACUUUUUUUCCUUAUGAUAAAAAUUUAAUUCUAUUUUUUAACAUAUAUGCUGCCUGCUGUAAGAAUUUUAAUGAUUUUCUGGCUUUACUUCAUAUUUUUGCAGACCUCUAUAGUCGCCACUUACUUUAAUCUUUCCCUGUAUGUACAAUUUCUUGGUUUUGUGAGACUGCAACCAUUCAACCAGUGAGCUUUUAACCUUGGGUUGAUUGGUUCAGGUCACACUGAAAUACCAACACUAUAGGAAAUAAGUGGCCUUCUCCUAUAGCUGAAGUAACCAGAGCUCAGGGGAAACAAUGACAAUAAUUAAUGGAUCUCUGUGAGGCAGCAUAUAUGUAAGUCCAUAAGAUCGAAAGUGUAGAAAGCUCUCGUCUCUCACACACACACACACUUGAAUGCACAUGCACAUGCGCGCACACACACACACACACACAUUCUCAAUACCUUUUGUGAAUUUGAAAAUGCCAUAUAGCAUACAUUAUUUGAAUAGUAAUAAAACAAAUCCCAGUUUUUGAACAAUUCUGUAGAUAACCUUAAAUCUGUAUAUUUCAAAGGGUGCAAAAAGAAGUGUGGUUAAAGAAAAAUGUAUGUUGAAAAGAAACAUCCCUUUAAACAUUCAAAGUGACUAUGCUUGCAGAGAAAAUACUCUUAAGUGCAUUUUCUGCUGUCCUUUCAGAAUUUACAAACCUGUGAGUGCUGAAAAGGUACAGUUUUUUUAUUAUGGUUUGUGUUAUUAUUUCUUCUGCCACUGUAUUACUUCUAUUGACAUUUGCAGGGUUAUGGUUGUGUCUUGAAUAAAAAGGGAAACUGAUAAAGAGCUUUUCCCUAAUCUUCAACACACAUACACAAUAUCCAAGUGAUUCAAUAGAAAUCACUAUGUUGCAUGGAUAAUAGAUAUCACUUAUUAAGACACUUAAUUUAGUUUAUGAGAAAUUUUAUUCACACCCAAAUUGUUUUAACUAUGCCUUCAGCAGGAUUUGAAACUAGAAUGAUUUCCUAUCCAAUUAGUGGGAUAUCUGAACCAGGUUCCCAAAGAUGAAGUAUUAUUCUGCAUUUUAUUUAGAAGAAAAAUACUGCUUAAGUAUCCGGUUUGGAAUGAGAUUGAGAAUUACAAUGAUGAGUAUUGUCAAUGAAGAUUAAUGGGAUGAGUCCUGUGACAACUGAAUGCCCUGACAACUGGAUGAGAAUAAUUAAUGUAGAGUGCAAUGGCGCAUACUCCAAACUUUCAUUUAGCUUAUUCUUUUUAGGGAAGGGAAAAUUUACAAAUUGUAAUUUACGGGGCUAAUAAGGUUCGGUAUUAUUUAUAAUGGAAUCUGUUGUACUUGGUUGAUUAGCCAUCUCACAUUUUAUUUCAUGUUUGCUUUGGUUCUUGGAAAAAGCUGAAUUUCCAAAUGACUUUGGGACAUUUUCUUAUAUUUGGAUUUUUUCCUAUAGUUCAUAAAUUUGAUUUAUUUUGCUAGAGAGAUGGCCAAUGAAUAUAAACUAUAUCUUGUAAAUUCAGAUGAGAAAAGAAAUGUUGCUAAUUACUUAUCAAUUUGUAACAUGAGAACUGUCCAAUAAAUAGCAUUUC